AUGACUUGUCACACCUGGACGCGCUGGUGCUGGGACCCCCCUGACACGCCCUAUGACGCGGCGCUGCUGCAUUUUCAGCUGAAGAUCCUGCCGAGCUACCCGAUGAAUCCGCCCGAGGUUCGUUUUCUCACCACGGACUCGGGCACCUUGCGGCUCCAUCCACAGCUCUAUGCCGAUGGGAAGGUGUGCUUAAGCAUUUUGGGCACCUGGCACGGGCCACGUUGGAGUGCGAGUAGCUCAAUCCGUGCUGUGCUACUCUCAAUCCAGUCCUUGCUGUGUGAGGAUCCCUUGCGCUGCGAGCCUGGCAUGGAGAGCGCCACGGAUGACAAGGUGGAGCUGGCCAACGUCUUUGUGGUCCACGAGUCAGUGAGGGUAGGAAUCCUGUCCAUGCUCGAGAAUGGCCCCAGCUGGGAUGCGCAGGAUGCGGAGGAUCAUGUGCUCACCCUGGCAGCCAGAGCUCAUUUGCCCUCGCGUGUCGACACCCUGUUGUCGCGGCUCAGUCAUUUGGCGACCCGUUUCGAUGGCCAGGUCAUCCGCGAGCCUUUCCUUUUUGGAGCUGACAGCCGACCCAGGAGCUAUGACUUCAGUGGUUUGGCCAAGCGUCUUCAAGUCCAUUUUCCCACCGCGCCUGCGCCAUUGCUGCCAAAGGAGGGUACCACGGCGGGCACGACGGCCACAGGACCGCCACCUGUCCUCCAUGCGGAGGAGGAUCUUUGCUGCCGAAUUUGCCAUCUGACAGCUGAAGAGAGCGACGCGGAGCUCAUUGAGCCCUGCCAAUGUGCGGGAAGCAUCCGCUGCGCUCACUCCAGCUGUCUUAUCGAUUGGCUGAAGCAUACCGGGGCCGCCCAGGCUCGCGAGUGGCGCUGCGACCUCUGUUUGGCAGCCUUCCGGGUGGAAUCCAUGCCUGGUGAGCCUCCAGGUGGCAGGUUGCUCCAGCGGUCCCCGUUGGAGUUCGUGGACUUCCAAGUCUCCUCCGAGUGCUCAGGACUUGUCUCUGUCCUGUUGACCUCCACCAGCCAAACACUCUUCAUGUGUUUGGGCACUGGCGUUGCCAACAUCCUCUACCUCGUGGCCAACAUCGUCCUCUCGCCGGCGGCGCCGGCCGCUUAUGACCUUCUCAAGUGGCCUUUGGCGCUGCCAGCCAUGAUGGUGGACUUGGCGUUCCAGUUUUUGUACGCCAUCCUGGUGGUGAUGAAGGUCUCAAUGCUCGUCUCUGGCUGGAAGUCCAGGCCAGCCGUUUGGUUUGAGGUCCAGGAGCAGUUGCUCAUUUGGGCAGCUGAGAUGUUGACCCUGCUGUGCAACCUGCGUCUUUCAGGGCUGCUAGCGCUCGCCGGUUACUUCACUGGAGACCAUUUGUGCAGGACUUGCCUCGGCAUUAACUCACUCCUGGUCAUCGAGUGGCCUUUGCUGGGCCGUAAGCCGGACAUUUGGUCCUUGACGGGCUUCAUGAUGAGAGCCAACAGCCCAGCACAGAUCCUGAGGAAUGUCGUGGCCAGCUCAUUGAUCUACCAAGCUUUGGGGUUGGUGUCGGCACUGGUGAACCUGGUGACGAUUGUGCUCAUCUUGAAGGCGGCCUUCCUAGAUGCAAGAUGGGUGCCAGUGGCCAUCUUGCCAGCUGAGGGGAAGUUGAAGAAAGCUUGA
Molecule: messenger RNA, 1641 nt
Organism: Durusdinium trenchii
Lineage: Eukaryota; Dinophyceae; Suessiales; Symbiodiniaceae
Source: the annotation of a GenBank genome assembly